Diuraphis noxia (Russian wheat aphid) is the source of this 684-nucleotide messenger RNA. RefSeq lists its product as uncharacterized. The record is from RefSeq and is a predicted model, not a curated record. Lineage: Eukaryota; Metazoa; Arthropoda; Insecta; Hemiptera; Aphididae.
GCAACAUAUUACAAAGUUAUAUUAGUACCUACCUAUAUGUACAUGUAGAUAAAUGMAAGUUAACAAUGAAUACUUUSCUGAUAGGAUUAAUUUUGUCAUUUGUAUGUUAUUUAAACGGGCAUGAAGAAAAAAAACCCUAUUGGAACAAAGAAACUAUGGAUCUUGAAGCAUUGCCUUUAGAAAAACUGUUAGAAAUGAAAAAAGAACUUAGGAUAAAAGAUGAAAGUUCGAUACGACAAACGGACGAUGCGGAAGCGGCUACAGUAGUAGAGGACACGCCGAAUGCUAUGGCCUUGCGGAGGACCACUGAUGUUCUAUACUCGUCGACGGCGGCGGCGGGCAGUUCUAUGCAGACGGCCUUUCAGAUGUCCCUUACCGUCCUGUCGUUCCUGGCUUUCGGCGGCUACCUCAUCAGUCUGGUCGCGCAGAACAUGCGCAGAUCGACGCAGUCACUUGACGGUGCCACUGCGCCGCACCCGCUCAAGGCAGUGGUGGUAAACCGGAAUAAACGGCCGGGUCUAUUGAGCAGACCGUCCGGACCCACUACCACGGUCAGCUUUGGCCGACGAAAGCGGAGCCGGAGGUUACCGCGUACCACGUUUGUCUGUUCUGACUAGUGUUUGUUUAUAUUGAUUGGUUUUUUUUUUUUUAUUAUUAUUAUUUAUAAUAUACACAAUCUGUACA